Molecule: messenger RNA, 7092 nt
Organism: Gasterosteus aculeatus aculeatus (three-spined stickleback)
Lineage: Eukaryota; Metazoa; Chordata; Actinopteri; Perciformes; Gasterosteidae
Gene: afdna
Product: afadin, adherens junction formation factor a
Biological process (GO): signal transduction; regulation of protein localization
Cellular component (GO): adherens junction
Molecular function (GO): cell adhesion molecule binding
Source: RefSeq, a predicted model, not a curated record
GCAGAGGCGCACCGGGAACGCAGAAUCAGAUCAGCCGGUCGGUCGGUGAGCAGAGACACAGGCCGCCGAGAGCACCGGCAUUGAACGGCACAACUGAGCCUUUUGCUUCCAGCGACGGUUGCUUCUCUCGCGGACUAACGUUACUGGAAGUUGUAUGCAACAGUUCAGACGCACGGAGAGAGGGUCAGACAAGCUGUCCACCAUGUCAGGGAGCAGGGAGGAGGAGAGGAGGAAACUGGCCGACAUCAUCAACCACUGGAACGCCAACCGGCUCGACCUGUUCGAGAUCAGCCGGCCCACAGAGGACUUGGAGUUCCACGGCGUGAUGCGGUUCUACUUCCAGGAUCGCGUUGCCGGUAACUUUGCCACCAAGUGCAUCCGGGUGUCCAGCACAGCGACAACGCAGGACGUCAUUGAGACGCUGGCGGAGAAGUUCCGACCUGACAUGAGGAUGCUGUCCUCGCCAAAGUACUCGCUGUAUGAGGUCCACGUCAGCGGCGAAGAGCGUCAGCUGGACCUGGACGAGAAGCCGCUGGUCGUGCAGCUGAACUGGAACAAAGACGACCGAGAGGGACGCUUCGUCCUGAAGAACGAGAACGACAUCCUCCCUAAGAAGAGUCAGAGUAAUGGUCCGGAGAAGGAGAAGGACGGCGUGAUCCAGAACUUCAAGAGGACUUUAUCCAAGAAGGAGAAGAAGAAGGAAAAGAAGAGGGAGAAGGAGUUUGCCCGGAUCCCCGAUGGAGACGAGCAUACGCUCACCCGGGAGGACGGGGAAAACAGUUGUCUGGCGGCAGAGGUUUACAAGGACAUGCCGGAGACCAGCUUCACCAGGACAAUCUCCAACCCGGAGGUGGUGAUGAAGAGGAGACGCCAGCAGAAGCUCGAGAAACGCAUGCAGGAGUUCAUGAGCAGCGAUGGGAGGCCCGACUCAGGAGGCACUUUGCGGAUAUACGCCGACAGCCUGAAGCCCAACAUCCCAUACAAGACCAUCCUACUCUCCACAAGAGACACGGCAGACUUUGCUGUGGGAGAGGCGCUGGAGAAGUACGGUCUGGAGAAGGAGAACCCCAGAGAGUACUGCAUUUCCCGGCAAGACGAUAAGUCAAGCAAAGAAGUGAUUCUGGACGAUGCCGAGUGUCCACUGCAGAUCUUCAGGGACUGGCCUGCUGACAGAGGAGCGCUGGUGUUCCAGCUGAAGAAGAGGCCUCCAGACUACCAGGGGAGGAAGGGAAGGAAAGUGGACGACCACGGCCUGCAAGGCAGCACCAGCUCACUGCCGCCAGAGAAACUGCCUUACCUGGUGGAGCUGAGCCCAGGCCGAGGGAAUCACUAUGCCUACUACGCCUAUCGGCACCACGAAGACGGGUCCGACUCCCGCGACAAACCAAAGCUCUACCGGCUUCAGCAAAGCGUCACCGAGGUCGGCUCGGACUGCACGGAGGACGGAGCCAUCCAGCUGCUCGGCCCGGGGAUCCUGCCCCACCACUGCAACCUCAUGCACAGCGAGGGCAUGGUGACCGUGACGCCUCACGGCCCAGACGCCGACACCUUCGUGGACGGGCAGCGACUCAACGAGACCACGGUGCUGCGUUCGGGCUCCACCCUCCAGUUCGGCUCAGUGCACGUCUUUAAGUUCGUGGACCCGAUGUUCGACCAGGGCGGGAAGAGAGAGACGGCCGCCAUGAUGAGGAGCCGACACAAGUCCGGCAGUGUACCCGAAACAACCUUCGACCUUCAGGGAGACGUCCACAGUGGAGCUCCGCUGCCCACCAGCAAGAGCUCAGGGGAGAUGGAGCGCGGCAUGGUCAAACCCAUGAUCAGAGGAGAGCAGCAGGACAACAGGUCUCAGGACGCGUCAGUCGACAGAACCGAGCUGAUUCUGCCAGCCGGCAUCGAGUUCAGAGACAACUCUGAAGACACCUUCCUGUCAGCCAUUAUCAACUACACCAACAGCUCCACGGUCCACUUCAAGCUCUCCCCCACCUACGUCCUGUACAUGGCCUGCCGCUACGUCCUUUCGCCUUCUUACCGGCCCGAUAUGUCGCCGUCCGAGAGGACGCACAAAGUCAUUGCCAUCGUCAACAAGAUGGUGAGCAUGAUGGAGGGAGUCAUUCAGGAGAUUCCUGAAGGGGAUCAGAAGCAGAAGAACAUCGCCGGAGCGCUGGCUUUCUGGAUGGCCAACGCUUCGGAGCUGCUUAACUUUGUCAAGCAGGACCGAGACCUGAGUCGCGUCACGCUGGACGCUCAGGACGUCCUCGCCCAUCUGGUCCAGAUGGCAUUCAAAUACCUGGUCCACUGUCUCCAGGCUGAUCUGAACAACUACAUGCCGGCCUUCGUAGACGAUCCCGAGGAACACAAUCCACAGAGACCCAAGAUUGAGGACGUCCUGCACACGCUGACGGGAGCGAUGUCGCUGCUGCGCCGCUGUCGAGUCAACGCCGCGCUGACCAUCCAGCUCUUCUCGCAACUCUUCCACUUCAUCAACAUGUGGCUCUUCAACAAGCUGGUGACGGACACCGACUCGGGUCUGUGCUGUCACUACUGGGGGGCCAUCCUCCGGCAGCAGCUCAGCCACAUCGAGGCCUGGGCAGAGAAACAGGGCCUGGAGCUCGCCGCCGACUGCCACCUCAGUCGAAUUGUUCAGGCCACCACCCUGCUGACCAUGGACAAAUACUCCAUGCAGGAUGUGAAGAACAUCCACAACACCUGCUUCAAGCUCAACUCCCUGCAGCUCCACGCUCUCAUGACCAACUACCACUGUGCUCCGGACGAGCCUUACAUCCCGCCUGAGCUGAUAGACCACGUGGUGGCGGUGGCAGAGAACACGGCAGAUGAGCUGGCGAGGAGUGACGGGAGAGAGGUGCAGCUGCAGGAGGAUCCGGACCUCCAGCUGCCCUUCCUUCUUCCGGAGGACGGCUAUUCCUGCGAUGUGGUGCGCAGCCUCCCCAACGGCCUGCAGGACUUCCUGGAGCCACUGCUGCAGAGAGGUUUCUGUAGGUUAGUGCCCCACCCCCGUUCGCCUGGCACUUGGACUGUCCACUUUGAAGGAGCUGACUGCGAUAGCCACUUCUCUGCUGCUGACAGUUCUGAGAUGCCAAUGAGGAAAGACCCGGAGGUUGUCACGGUAACCCUAAAGAAGCACAACGGAAUGGGCCUCAGCAUCGUUGCUGCCAAGGGUGCUGGUCAGGAGAAGCUGGGCAUCUACGUUAAGUCGGUUGUCAAAGGAGGAGCAGCUGAUGUGGACGGCCGUUUGGCUGCAGGUGACCAGCUGCUGAGCGUGGACGGGCGCAGCUUGGUUGGUUUAUCACAAGAGAGGGCAGCGGAGCUGAUGACGAGGACGGGCUCAGUUGUGACUCUGGAGGUCGCCAAGCAGGGAGCCAUUUACCACGGACUGGCCACUCUCCUUAACCAGCCCAGCCCCAUGAUGCAAAGAGCAUCAGACCGAGGCCGUGACAAGAACGGGAAACUGCGACCAAAGAGUGAAGGCUUUGAGCUGUACAACAACUCUGUGCAGAACGGCUCACCUGAGAGUCCGCAGGGCGGCUGGGACUCUUACCCCGAACCAAAGAAGAUGAGUGGAGAGGAUAGACUUUUCAAGAACCGAGCCGACCACCGCUCCAGCCCUAACGUAGCCAAUCAGGGCCAGAGCCCUGCAGGAAAAGCAGUUUACCCCGGAGGACCCGGCACCAAGAUCACCUCCGUCUCUACCGGGAACCUGUGUGCAGACGAUGAGCCUUCCCCUCCCCGUCCUGAGGCCUACCCCAUCCCCACCCAGACCUACCCCAGGGAGUACUUCACCAUCCCGGCCUCCAAGAGCCAGGAUCGGGUUGUUGUUGUUCCGGGACAGGGGCCCUCGCAGCACUGGCAGGGCGUGGAGGACAGGGAACGUCUCCCCGUGGUCGACAACAUUCACAACAACAGCAGCAUGCAGCGUAUAAACCACUCCCAGGAGGAGUUGUACCCUCCACCAGGAGGUCUGAGGCCAGACGAGCGCAUGCAGCCGCACUACCAGCAGGACUACCAGCACAGGGACCUGGACUAUCAGAGAGGUCCACCAGGAGGUGUCGGUGGUCCUGACCACUGGGCCUCUCAGCCGCAGGUGUCCUCCUCAGUGGAGUCAUCCACGUCGAGCCAGGAGCACCUGAACUUUUCGGCAUCCUCGUCCUCCUCAAACAAGACCCCGAACCAGAAGACUGGACCGGGCCGAUGGAAGACGCCCAACGCUCCCCACGCUGUGCCGCAGCAUCCGGCCCAGACGCCGUCUCGGUCGGACCUGCCCCCUCCUCCACCCCCCCCACCGGCCGCUUACCCCGACGCCUACGACGCUUACGAGCCCCAACCGGAGUUGCCGCUCCCGCCGCCUCCCACCGCCAUUAAUUUCGUAGCGGCCCAGCAAGCUGCUGACCGCAAGAAACGUGAGGAGCAACAACGCUGGUAUGAGAAGGAGAAAGCGCGGCUAGAAGAAGAGAGGUGGGGGGAGAGGAAGAGGAGAGAGCAAGAGAGGAAGCUGGGUCAGAUCCGCGCCAACCCCGUCAUGCCCGUCCAACCUCACAACAACGGCGGGUCCAUGCCUCCUCCACACCACCAGCCCCCUCUGCCUUCCGUGGCCCCGCCCCAGCCCUAUAUCCCCCCACAGCCUCAGCCCCCACCUCCUCCAUCCAGACCGGACAAGCUGUCCAGCCUGCCUCGGUCAGCUGUUCCUCCCCCCGCCAGUACCUCUAACCCGGGCAUGGACACGGUGAUCAGGGACCUGUUGCCGCAGCAGCAGCCACGGACCAUCGAGAGGCGAGACCUGCAGUACAUCACCAUCAGUAAGGACCCGACGUCCAGUGACAGUCUGUCUCCAGACCCAUGGAAACGAGAUGCCCGCGAGAAGGCCGAGAAGCAGCAGCAACUUCACAUCGUCGACCUGCUGGACAAAGAGAUCCAGGAGCUGCAGUCAAAGCCGGAGCGGACAGCAGAGGAAAGCGACCGUUUGAGGAAGCUGAUGCUGGAGUGGCAGUUCCAGAAACGACUGCAGGAGUCCAAGCAUAGCGACGAGGACGAGGAGGAGGAGGACGACGAGGAAGUGGACACCAUGAUGAUCAUGCAGAGGCUGGAGGCUGAGAAGAGAGCCAGGCAGCAGCAGAAUGCUGUCCCAGCUAUCUCUGUUCUAGACUUGUUGCAGGACGAAGAACGAAGGCGUAAGCAACAGCUGGAGGAGAUUCGUAAGCGGGAGGCGGAGGAGCGAGCAAAGCAGGAGGAGGAGAGGAGGUGGAGGGACGAGUCCGGAGAGAAGAGGAGACAGGAGGAGGUGUACUACACUCGCCUGGAGGCCGAGCGGCGCCGGCAGCAUGAGGAGGCCGAGAGAAAGCUGCUGACGCCUGACGAGCCGGCCGGUCUGUAUCGGCCACCGCUGCCCCGGGACUACCAACCCCCCACCCCCAACAACCCUACUAACACCCCCCCGCCCCCACCACAGAGAAACACCUCCUACCUCAAAACCCAGGUUGCCUCCCCCGACACGCUCUACACCGCCAAGUUUGUCUCCUACGCGGGCGACGAGGAAGACGAGGAGGAAGCCACAAUGGCAGGCAGUGGCGGCGGCCACCAAUCAGGUCAGGUGAAGCUGUCGGCGACCCGGAAGUCGUACGGCGACCUCCCGGCCUCCGCCUCCCCCAAUCCCUGCAGGCCUCAGCCGCCGCCCACUGCGCGCAAGCCCCGCCCUCUUUCUGACGGCAUCUUCCUGUCUGGCUCGUUCCAGCCGCCAUACAACUCCAACAGUACAGGCCCCCCCCUUCCUGCCAAACCCAGCUCCGUUCCCCCGGGAGGCUUUAAAGGGUUUAACUCGUACACUGGAAACUCGGCAGGAGUUGUAGGAUCGGGAGAAGUCUACAACGACCCACGCGACAAAUGGCCGAAAAGUCAGGAGCAGGAGAACUCGAUCCCCGGCGGCAAUCCCGAGAGUAUGACCUUCAAGGAGCGCCAGCGCCUCUUCUCGCAGGGGAAGGAGGUUUCCAACAAGGUCAAGGCUUCACGCAAACUCAUGGAGCUGGAGAACGAGCUCAACACCAAGCAGUAGACACCCCGCCCCCUUUCUUUCACCUCCCAGCGCCCCGACCCCCCCUGCCGGCGGCCUCUCCUCGGUUCGUUUCCUCCCGUUUGUGUUGUCUGACACCCCCCUUCCCCUUUUUUUAUUUUUGUUGUAAUCGUUUAAUAACUGGACCGUUCACCUUUUUCUGAUGUAGCUAUAUCGUUGCGAUAGGAGAGACAUUUUUUACUUAAAAUUGUUCUUCCUCUUGUUGAGGUCUUUCAAAGAUAUAUAAUGAUAAAGCACUGUAAAAAAAGUUUUAAUUUUAUCUAGUGAGAAGUUGAGAAUCACACAAUGGGGUGAUAUAUUUUUGUUUAUAAGAUGGUUCUUGGGGCGAGGGGACAGGCCUAUUCUCAUUUUUGUUCUUUCUUUUUUUAAAUAGCUAACUAAAACGUGAACAAUUUUAUGUUUUUAUCUUAAUGCGCUUUUUCUUGAUAAUGUUGUUUUCACACUUUUAAUUGCCAGCAGAAAUGCCGGGUUGACAUCCAGACCAACCUUUGUAUGCUUUUUCUUUUUUAAAAUUAAACACUGUUAAUUCAUUCCUUAGCAAGAAAGCAUUGGGAUUUUUUUCUUUCUUUUGUGAUGUUUUAGAAAAACUAAAAGAUUAUCCAGAGGACAGUCUGGAGAAAGAUCUUUUAAGUGCACAACAUUACUGUAAAUAUUUGGAUUCACAACUGUUUCACUCUUUUACUACUGUAGAAACCUGCCAGCCUACUAAAAACUGCAAAACUAAUGUGAUUGAACAGCAUUUCGGUCACAGAAUAAUAGAUCAGGACUUACUUUUAAAACUGGACUGUGUCUCUGUUGCAUCUUACUGUCAGUGGAGUUAAUGUUUUAAAUGUCCUGCCCCAAUUUGAGGUAACUCUAAUUGUAUUUUAUUUGAAAUCAAAUAGUCAUUUCUUUGCAGUUGUGUGUGAUUCAUUUGAUUGAUUGUACCUGAAAUUCAAGCCAGAGAAAGGAUUUCUUCUACUCACUAUGUGAUUGUUGGUUUUCACAAUAAAAAAGGAAACACUCUUUAAGUC